AACCACCUCUAUAGAUAUUAUAUAGAUAUAUAUAGUUUCAAGAUCGGAGGUAUUUCAGAUCUGCACAUCUUUCUUCAUCAACAAUAAUGCCCCCACCACAACCACCACCGGAGCUGCCGUCUCUCCUCCUAAUACUGUCUUUCAUCUUCCAUUUGGUUACAGUCUCAGCUCACACCUGCGCACGAGCUCCGCCGUGUCCACCAUUCACCACCACUGCACCACCAUUCCCUUUCUCCAACUCCCCUGGUUGCGGCCACCCUUCUUUCCAAAUCCAAUGCCCCUCUCCACCACUUCCGGCCACCAUAUCCAUCAACAACCACCACUUCUUUCUCCUCCACUAUGACCCCACCUCCACUUCCCUCUCCCUCCACCCCACCACCACCUCCACCACCACCACUACUAAUUGCACCACCACUCACUCACUCUCCACCAUCCCAACUCAACCCAUUAAUUUCUCCAACUCACCGUUCCAACCCACCGAUUCUUUCUGCUCUCGUCUCUCCUACCUCCGCCCUUGCCUGCCCCCAACCCUCCCAAACUGCAGCCAUUGUCCAUGGGAAUGCAAAAUUACCAAAAACCCACUUCAGAUUAUCCAUUCUUGUGGAUCUAUUCAUCCUCCACAACUCUCGAAAGAAGGCUGCCAAUACGACAUUUUAGGGUUUCUUGAUAGUUUCUUGAAAUUUGGAAUUGAAGUUGAAUGGGAAGAAAAAGAUUCUUACUUUUCAAACUGCACAGCUUGCAAAUCCAUCAAUGGCGUUUGUGGGUUCAAUUCAUCUGACCCAAAUAAACCAUUUUUAUGCUUUCAACCCUCAAUCCAACCUCAAAAAUCAUCACCGGAGGUUAGAAAACCCAAAUUACGAGUAGCAAUGAUGUCUUUAGCUGUAUUAUUUCUAUGUUUUCUACUGUUUAUCUUGAUAAGUACAUACAUUUCUAGAAGAAAAAGAAAGAACUCACCUUUAGAAGAUCCAGCGGUUAUUUACCUCCACCGCCAUCGCUCCGCCAGCCUCCUCCCGCCGGUGUUCACCUUCGAUGAGCUUCAAUCAUCGACAAACAACUUCGACCCGAACCGGAAAAUCGGAGACGGAGGUUUCGGGUCGGUUUACGUUGCUCAUCUUGAAGGAAACCGAACCUAUGCUGUCAAGUAUCUACACAAACAAAAUCCCACCUCAAAUUCAUUCUCAACGAAGUCUUUUUGCAAUGAAAUCUUGAUUUUAUCUUCGUUAAACCACCCAAAUCUCGUGAAACUUCAUGGGUAUUGUAGCGAUCCGAGAGGGUUACUAUUGGUUUAUGAGUAUGUACCCAAUGGGACUCUAUCGGAUCAUUUGCACGUUUACAAGAAACAGUGUUUGACGUGGCAAACACGAAUUGAUAUCGCGUUACAGAUCGCGUUGGCGAUCGAGUAUCUUCAUUUUUCAGUGGUGCCCCCAAUUGUUCAUAGAGACAUUACGUCGAACAACAUAUUUGCGGAUAAAGAUAUGCGCGUUCGGGUUGGGGAUUUCGGACUAUCGAGGCUGUUGGAUCCGGGUUGUGUGUGGACGGGUCCUCAGGGAACACCCGGGUACUUGGAUCCAGAUUAUUACCGGUCGUUCCGGCUGACGGAAAAGAGCGAUAUCUACAGUUUUGGGGUGGUUUUGUUGGAACUGGUGACGGGGAUGAGGGCGGUGGAUGGGCGGAGGGAUAAGAGGGAGAUGGCGUUGGCUGACAUGGCGGUGGCGAGGAUACAAAUGGGGUUGUUGGGGGAGGUGAUUGAUCCGCGGUUGGCGGCGGUGGAUGGUGGUGGUGUGGCGGCGGUGGCGGAGCUGUCAUUUCGUUGUGUAGCGGCGGAUAAGGAUGAUAGGCCGGAUGCGAGGGAAGUGGUGGCGGAGUUGCGGCGGAUUAAGGGGCGUACACGUGGUGGUGGCACGGCGGUGAGGGCGGCGAAUUCGAGCAAUGUGGUGGUUCCAGAUGGUGGGCCGAUGAUGGUGGAUUGAGUUUGGAGGUCCGAGGAGCACACCGGAAACGGAAUGCCGGUUUU
This is a messenger RNA of Cynara cardunculus var. scolymus (artichoke), 2014 nucleotides long. Its product is annotated as LEAF RUST 10 DISEASE-RESISTANCE LOCUS RECEPTOR-LIKE PROTEIN KINASE-like 1.5. Gene Ontology annotation, biological process: protein phosphorylation. The record is from RefSeq and is a predicted model, not a curated record. The transcript has a single exon. Bases 87 to 1970 code for a protein of 627 amino acids. Gene Ontology annotation, molecular function: ATP binding; protein kinase activity. Lineage: Eukaryota; Viridiplantae; Streptophyta; Magnoliopsida; Asterales; Asteraceae.